GCCUCAUCUUUUUCUUUUUCCUUUUUUCAACCUUUUAGCCUUUUAUUUUAACCACACAUAUAUAUCUUAUUCUUCAUUCUCUCUUAUGUGUUGUAUAUUAUAGGUUUUCUUGUGUUUUUUCAAGUGUGGAACUCGCUUCAUCUCUCUCUCUCUUUCUCUCUCUCUCUAUAUAUAUAUAUACAUAUAGUGUGCAGCACCAACAAUAACAAACAACAACAUCAACAUCAUGUCUAAGACUCAAGAGAAUGAUCAAGGUAUCAUGCUAUUUGGAAGAAAGAUUCCAUUGCCUGAAUCUCAGAUUCCAGCCAUCUCUAGACACAUCAUGGACCCAGAGCAAGAAAUGAGUUCCUCAGAUUCAAGGGAUGAUAAAAAAGGUUCGCAACAUAAUGAUGAAGCAACAAAUGAAGAAGACAAAACCAUGAAGAAACCAGACAAGAUUAUUCAGUGUCCAAGAUGCAAGAGCAUGGACACAAAAUUCUGUUACUUCAACAACUACAACGUCAACCAACCGCGCCAUUUCUGCAAGAACUGCCAGCGCUACUGGACAGCCGGCGGAACAAUGAGGAAUGUCCCCGUUGGCGCCGGCAGAAGGAAGCACAAGCACUUGGCUUCACAGUUCCGCAGUGUCCUAGUAGCCGCGGCCGCAGCCGCAGCCGCGGCCACCCGAGUUCCAGAAUCCACAAACUCAUCGUCAAAAAAUAAUAAUAGUGACAAUGCUAGUGGUACCGUGUUGGAAUUUGGUCAGGAAAGAGGAAUUGUGAAUGAAAAUUCGUCUAUCAUUUAUUGUACUGAAUCUGAGGAGGAAUCAUUAUCGUUGUGUACUAACAAUAAUAAUGAAUCUUCUUCAGAACACAACAACAACAACGCAUCAAAAUUGUUGCAAUGUUACCCUGUUCCUCCAUGGGUUAUGCCUUGGAACAAUGUUGUUCCACAACAUGGUCCAAACUCAAUUCAAUGGUGUCCAACACCAAUGGUGGCAGCAGCAACAAUUCCAGUUCAUCUUGUUCCAGGGCCAUACUGGGGUGGAACACCUAUGUGGGUCGCACCUGGACCUGCACCGGGGAAUGUGUCAAUAGGAUCCAAUCAUAGCCGUUCAUCGCCUUCUUCGUCCACUAGUAAUAACAAUAGCUGCUAUUCCGGCAACCGGAAUUCUCCAAUACUUGGCAAGCAUAGUAGAGAUCACAGUACUGUUUUCAUUGAUGAACAGAAAUCAAGUAAAUGUUUCUUGGUUCCGAAGAUUCCGAGAAUUGAUGAGUCAAAUAAUAAUGAGGCUUCAGUAAGUCCUAUUUGGGCUACAUUGGCAUGAUACAUGAUACAUGAUAACAUUGUAUAUGAUCAUCAAAUGUUGAUAUUUUGGAGAGAAUAGAAACUAAAGGCAAAGAGAAUUUAUUACAUGGGACUGAAAUCUUAGAAGCCAAUUAAUCCAGCACCUAUUUCUCGUGCUCACACGUUAUUACACGAGAGCUUAUAAUUAAAGAGUUGUGUUAUACGUGUAUAUAUACUCAUGUUAGUUUAUACUUUAUCUGCUACUGAAUUGCAGGUGUAAUCAUUUAUACACAAUUUAAAUAUG
Messenger RNA from Arachis stenosperma, 1570 nucleotides. RefSeq names its product cyclic dof factor 3-like. The transcript has 2 exons. The coding region runs from base 227 to 1306 and encodes 359 amino acids. Lineage: Eukaryota; Viridiplantae; Streptophyta; Magnoliopsida; Fabales; Fabaceae. Gene Ontology annotation, biological process: regulation of DNA-templated transcription. Gene Ontology annotation, molecular function: DNA-binding transcription factor activity; DNA binding. The record is from RefSeq and is a predicted model, not a curated record.